This is a messenger RNA of Coccidioides immitis RS, 1378 nucleotides long. RefSeq names its product vacuolar protein sorting protein Vps66. Bases 245 to 1174 code for a protein of 309 amino acids. The transcript is spliced from 3 exons. Lineage: Eukaryota; Fungi; Ascomycota; Eurotiomycetes; Onygenales; Onygenaceae. The record is from RefSeq and is a predicted model, not a curated record.
UCAAUAUUACAUGCAAGGAAUAAAUACUAUCCGCAAGAGCCGGGAAACAGACAUAACUAUUCUAUCAGGAGCCAUCACUCUGCUCCAAUUGCUCUUUGCAACCUUUUAGGUACUCUUUCAGUGCUUUGGUUCGUGGAAAAAGAAUUGAGUUUCAGCGCAUGUCUCCCACCAGACAAUCCAAACACGCCUCAACCCCACGAACUUCGCUGCGCGCCUCUCCAAUGCUCUGCUAAAUUGGGUCCCAAUGGAAAAGUACUCUCAGUUUCGCGAUCGAGCCUCUGGUAUCGCACCAUUCCUCCCGGUCGUUGGCCAGGUGCAGCCAUUGACCUUCGCCCUAAAGCUCGUUCUCUUCUGUAUUCGACUUCCUCUCUUCGCCUUCGCCUUGUUCGUAUACUUUGGGGUUUUACAAUGGCUCCCAAUUGGAUCGCUAGGAAAGAAAGCUUGUCUUUGGGCCAUCGCGGGCGUUGCUGGUUUGUGGUGGGCCGACUUGCACAUUGACGGGGUUAAGAAAGGAUCUCUCGCCCGACAACAUGCCAACCGGCUCCCCCAGCCAGGGUCGGUUAUUGCAUCCUCGUUUACCUCGCCCAUCGAUUCUCUCUAUCUCGCUGCGGUAUUUGACCCGAUAUUCACGGUUUCGUAUCCCUCUACACAGAAAUUACGACGCGUUUCGCUGUUUCAAGCCAUUCUGCAUGCAUUUUCCAUUCCACAAACGCAUCCUUCAUCUUCAGAUCUCACAGACCUCCCUUCUCUUUUGAAACAGUACCCGCACCACUGUAUUGUUGUGUAUCCGGAGUGCACCCCUACAAAUGGAAAGGGAAUCUUGGAACUCAGCCCCUCAAUCACUUCUGCGCCCGCUGGUGCUAAAGUAUUUCCCGUCAAUCUCCGAUAUACACCCGGAGAUAUCACCACCCCUAUCCCCAAAUCCUACUUUGGUUUUCUUUGGAACUUGUUGAACCACGCGACUCAUUCCAUUCGGGUCAGGAUUGGGGAACCCGUCGUUGUUGGGCAAAAUGACCCAAACAAUUUCAUUUUUGAUGAACAGCAGACAUUGCUCACCCAAGUUGGUGACGCUCUCGCAAGGCUGGGCCGCGUCAAACGGGUUGGCCUCGGUGUAAGGGAAAAGCAACAGUUUAUUAAAAUGUGGUCCAAAAACAAGAAAGGUCUGCUGAGCUGAAUGGAAGAGGAGGAAGUGCCUAUGCUUGAUCACUUCUACGUACAACCUGCUCAAUCCGCUCCGUCCUUGGAAGGCAACUGGCGCCUACUCCCUGGCCAAAAUUCUACCGUUUUGCAAAAAAGAAUAUGCGUUCCAUGAUGCUUGUAAUUGUUGAUAUCACUUCGGAAAUGAUUACACAAUAUUAUACUCACAUAUGAUCUUAAA